AUGAACUGAGUCAAGCACAAGCUGUUGAAAUAGUAAAAGCCUCUCUCCUCCGAUCUUUAUCACCCAGAGCAACCAGACAGACACCGACGCCAUUGCAGUGCACAGGAGAACCCUACCCUGGGUGAAGCUACAUCAAUAGAGCAUGCUACGUAGGAAUAUACCUUCUCUUCAACAAAACAACAGACUCCACUGAACUGAGAGUCUGUUUUUCCUUUCAAUUCUCCCCAGAAUUAUUCUAUUUUCUCAUUCUAGGACAGCAUUGUUCCUCUCCUCAGCGACUACCCUCGGAGCAGACACUCCCACAACACACCAGGACACCCCAGUCUGACCAAACAAAAGUUGUGGAAACCUAUCAACUUUGGAGAGAAGCCUAUCUAUACGGCCGGAUAUACGGUGGCCUUCCAGUGCAGAGAGAGAGUGACAUUUGGGGAGAGAAAGAGGGGAUUUGGGGAUUUUUCUCUCUUCUGGUGGGUCUGUGAAAGUCUGUCAAGACGCCGCGUGCCGUGCUCCGCGUGAAGAAUGCCCAGGCGAGGAUGGCCAAGCCGGCUGAGCCAGCACCAACACCUGGGCUCUACAUGGAGCGCUCGCAGAGUCGGAUCAGCCUGUCGGCCUCCUUCGAGGCCCUGGCCAUCUACUUCCCCUGCAUGAACUCUUUUGAUGAGGACGAUGUCGGUAAGCAGCCUAAAGAUGCUGAGGGUAGAAGGCUAAAGGGGAUCCAAAGGAGCACUGAGACGGGACUGGCUGUAGAGAUGCCCAGCCGCACUGUACGCCAGGCCAGCCACGAGUCCAUUGAAGACAGCAUGAACAGCUACGGCUCAGAGGGCAAUCUAAAUUACAGUGGGAUGUGCCUUGCCUCUGACGCCCAAUUCAGUGACUUCCUAGAUGGGAUGGGCCCUGCACAGUUUGUUGGGCGACAGACAUUAGCCACAACAUCAUUGGGUGAUGUUGAAAUAGGCCUGCUGGAGCGAAAUGGUGGUUUGGAGGUGGAGAUUGUGCAGGCCAGAGGACUCACACAGAAACCUGGAUCCAAAGGACCUCCAGCGGCUUACAUUAAAGUGUACCUACUUGAAAAGGGGAUCUGUGUUGCAAAAAAGAAGACAAAGUCGGUUAGGAAAUCCCUGGACCCUCUGUAUAACCAAGUGCUGGUGUUCUCGGAGAGUCCACAGGCGAAAGUCGUUCAGGUGAUUGUUUGGGGAAACUACGGACGCAUGGAUCGUAAAUGUUUCAUGGGUGUCGCCCGCAUCUUAUUGGAGGAGCUGGAUUUGACGAGCAUGGUGAUUGGCUGGUACAAGCUUUUCCCCACCUCGUCCAUGGUGGACCCCACGAUGGCACCGUUGAUCCGGCACUCUUCCCAACUGUCCUUGGAGAGCACCGUGGGCCCAUCCUUUGAGCGCUCUUAAGAACUUUGCUUACUGGCUCUUUUUGAACACACCCUUCCCUUUGUGUGCCACCCAAAAGAAAUGCACUACCCCUUCAGAGGGACAUAUACUGACCGUAGUGUACUGCUCUGAGAUGGUUAGUGACACUGGCCUGGCACUGUUUUUCAGAAGAAAACAGCAGAUAAAGGGGGCACCAUAGGUCUAGAAAGACUUUGAGAAUAGGAUUUCCUUAUUCUUACUCUUGACUUGGGCUGUUUUUUUUUUACAUGGCCCCAGAUAAUAUGUCAGUGCGUGUCAUGGGAGCAAGAGAGAGGUUUGCAAACCUCCUCUGGGGAGGUUUCAUUCCUGUGUUCUGGUGGCAGCCAUUGGGUCUGAAGCUGAAGGUUGCAACACAGAGGGGAAUGUGCAAUAUCAUGGUUAUAAUGUAGCUGGUACAGAAGCAAACAAGCCAACACAAGUUCUAGACAUCUACCACCAAGGGAAGCAGAUUAUCUCUACAAUAAAAUAAGCCAAGCUGAGAAUUCAAAUUUAAAUUGAGCUUAAGUGUUGUUUGAAUAGAUUUAAGAUUGUCUUUGAAGCUUGGCUAACAUUCUAACAGUUUCAACUGUGCCAAUUUACCAGUAAGUGUCUUGACUUUGUGGCUUGUGCCAUUGUUCAAAAGGGUAAUUUUGGAACGGAAACAUCUGAUUACAGCUCGUGACAGAGGCACUGAAGCUUCAGUUAUAGCUGCCCUUUUUUAAAUUACAAUCAUCAUUAUGACACUGUCAAAGCAGGUAGUGAUUAACACAACUCCACAAGUGAAGCAGUGAGGAAAGCUUGAAAUAUAUUUUUUCAUCAUCAACAAAGGUCUGAGAGGAAAUAUGACAGAUAUAUAAUUAAAUCAAAUGAAUUUACAGAAAAUUGUAGAGCUGUAGGGUAAUGAAAAUAACAUGUAUUUUAUUUGGCCACUUUAUUAUAGAUGUUUUUUUUAUGAAUGUUAGUCUUGAGUGAGCCAAAGUGUGUUUUUUGAUUUAUUUGAUUCAUGUUCAAAGGGCAGAGAUGCAGAACUUGGUAGCAUAGUAAGGUUGUAGCAUUAGGUGGUAGCAUCUGCAUGACAGAAUACCGUAUUAGCUUAUCACAAAAUAAUAAUAGUAAGCAUGAGAUAUUACAAGGGAAUGUGAAACAGCACAAGUUGGUUAAAACUAAAUUGUACAUUGAUUGAGGAGCUAAACGACAAAACACACACAGUGCCAACGAACAGUUAAAAGUGGUUCAACGUAGAAUGGUCGGCAAAUAAACAGAAGAUUAUGGCCAAUGUUCUGGUCAGAGGGGAUAGGAUGGACACCCAUGGCUUUUAACCAUUCACUGGAACAUUGUGUAUUAUCCUUAACAUGUAGCAGUUAAAUUCAGAUUUAUGAAGAUUAUUGCAAUUCUGACUUAUGUGCUACUGUCGAAAACAGAAUAGCUGUAUUAAAUAUUAAGAAACAAGUGUAUUUGGUCCGUUUAAGUACUAUACAGAACACCUGGAUCUAGCUAGAAUGAGCCUACACGUUGUGUAUAAUGCAUUAAGUCAACAUUUUUAUGAAAUGUAAAAAAAAAAAUAUAUAAUAUGGAGAGAACAUUUUGAAAAUGCUGAAUUAACUUGAAGACUAAAUUCAAGUCUUAAGAUGAACAUUAAAUUGUAGGCACAGCAUCAAAGUGGUAAAGAUUAGAGCUCACUAGAGCAGGUAGCACUGGUACAGGAAUAUGAUACUAAAACUUACUGUUUUGAAACAUGUAUUUUUCCAACCAAUAUCUUCAUUUUGUAAAGCAAUAAGUAGCAGCACCCAUCCACAACAAUCCACAACAAACCUCCAUGUUUUGUCCCUCGAAGUGUGAUGUAUAAGGCUAAAACUAUAAUUAAGCUAAUACAACCUGUAAGUAAUUUAUAUGCAAUCCAGUGUAGACAAUAAGUUUAGCACCUGUGUAAAGUAUGUAUGUACUGUAUGUAUGUAUGCAUGCAUUUGUCAGUUCAAACAUAUGCAUACACUUAUACACUUAUACACGUACGCACGCACGCACAUGUGUGUGAGUGUAUAAGUGUAUGAACUGACAAAUGCUACAUCAUUAGGGUGGUACAAUAGGACAAGAUUAAACAGAGUUGGUGAUAGUAUGAGAAUCAGUUUCACUCACAGUCUGACCAGAAAACUCAUUUACCACAUUGUAAGAAGUUUACAAUCAAAAAAGAAAACAUUUGGAUUGAACCUUUACUAGCCUGAACAUGUUAUAUAGAAUAGACAUGAAAAGAAAGAUGCCAUAUUAUUAAAGAAUAUUGGAAAAACUAGUUAAGGAUUUAAAACAUUUGUAAAAAGUGCAUUGUACUGUACGAUUGUAUUUUGUAAAUUUCACACAUGAAAAAAAAUAUUUUGAUCAAAUGUAUAGAUCAAAUCAAUCUACUUAUCUUAACUGGAAUGUUUUUGUAUUUGUUAUUUCUUUGUGCCAAAGUAUUUUCUUUUUAUAUGUAAAACAAACCUUUUGGGAAAAAUCUAUGUUUUCAAAAAUAACUGAUAUUAUUUAGUACCAUGUAAACUGAAAGAUACACAUGGCAUUAAAUAAUCUAUCUCCAUUUUAAAACUGAUGGAAGGUUUUAGUUUGAGGAAUAACCUUUAUCAAUUAAAGAUAAUACCUCCCAGGCUUCUGUUCCUUAUACCAUUACUUUCAAAAUCAAUUUAAAGUAGCUAUAUGAAAAAUUAAUCAAAUCAAAUAAUAUUGACAUUGCAUGGUUGUCAUUCACCUACUUUAGUACUUCAGUGUACCAUUUUGGAUUUCCAAAAUGAAAGGAACAUGGUUCAUUGUAAAAUUGACCAACUGUGAUAUAAUAAAAAAUAAAUGUUAUGAUUGAAUGAAACACAUUGGUAUUGUAGGAAAUGUUUGAAGAAUGCUCAAAAUAUUAACCAUGUAACUACUUACAAGUGCAACCCGAUUUCAAAUUUAACUUGUGGUUGUUUCAUAUAUCUCAGCCAUAGAGGUAUGAUAUCGCCUAUCCAACAGUUUAAUUAAUGGGUCUGAUGCAGUGGUGUGUGACUUUGAGUUUGUUAUAAUGAGAUGUUUCAAUAUGGUUAAAUGGUGGAGAAUGUCAAAAACACAAAAAUAUGCUGUCAUCAGAAUCACUAUCCCUUUUGUUUUACUCGUAUCUGUCAUGCACAUCUAAAUUCAUUACCAUCAAUUGUGAUGCAAGUAGAGGCCUUAAAAACACAAGAAUCAUACCAGAUGACUUAACAAUCCUAAAAUGUAAUUCAAGGAGCAAAAAAAGUGUGAAAAUGUGAACAGUUUUUUUUUCUCCCAUGUCUCAACUUAUUUUGAAUUCAAUUUUGUCCAAUGCUUAUUUUUUCACAGUUUCAUUUGCCCCAUGUUGGCGUCUCUGUUGCUAUGCGGGUUUGGGUAUUUAAAAGAGGAAAGCACUGUUUUAUGUUCAUAAAAUACAUGGGUGUGUUUCAACUAGACCCAGAGCAUAUCAUUUUCUUGUGCAGAGGUGUGGGAUGAAAUGGGGAGCACAUCCUUUCUGAUGCUGUUAAGCAUGUGGAUCCUUGGUUUAUUCACAAUAAUUUAUAACAUGAAUAUUUGAAAUUCUUUCAAACUAAUUGUUGAGUAAUGCACAAUUUGGUGAAUUAUUAUUCUAUUCCAACUGUCAAUAAAAUCGUUUAGUCCUAUUUGUAACAACA
Salvelinus sp. IW2-2015 is the source of this 5059-nucleotide messenger RNA. RefSeq names its product regulating synaptic membrane exocytosis 4 (gene rims4). The coding region runs from base 534 to 1400 and encodes 288 amino acids. The transcript has 6 exons. The record is from RefSeq and is a predicted model, not a curated record. Gene Ontology annotation, biological process: regulation of synaptic plasticity; regulation of synaptic vesicle exocytosis; calcium ion-regulated exocytosis of neurotransmitter. Gene Ontology annotation, cellular component: presynaptic membrane; cytoskeleton of presynaptic active zone. Lineage: Eukaryota; Metazoa; Chordata; Actinopteri; Salmoniformes; Salmonidae. Gene Ontology annotation, molecular function: transmembrane transporter binding; small GTPase binding.